UCAGCUACAACGCUGGGAUCAGCGCGUGCGAGAAGGGCGAGCAGUGGCAGCGGGCGCUGGCGCUGCUGAGCGAGAUGUGGGAGGCGAAGCUGGAGCCCGACGUCUUCAGCUACAGCGCUGGGAUGAGCUCGUGCGAGAAGGGCGGGCAGUGGCAGCGGGCGCUGGCGCUGCUGAGCGAGAUGCGGGAGGCGAAGCUGGAGCCCGACGUCAUCAGCUACAACGCUGGGAUUAGCGCAUGCGAGAAGGGCGAGGAGUGGCAGCGGGCCCUGACGCUGUUGAGCGAGGUGUGGAAGGUGAAGCUGGAGCCCAACUUCAUCAGCUACAGCGCUGGGAUCAGCGCGUGCGAGAAGGGCGAGCAGUGGCAGCGGGCGCUGGCGCUGCUGAGCGAGAUGUGGGAGGCGAAGCUGGAGCCCGACUCUAACCUACAACGCUGGGAUCAGCGCGUGCGAGAGGGGCGAGCAGUGGCAGUGGGCCCUGGUGCUGCUGAGCAAGGCAGCGGAGGCGCAGGAGGAGCCCAACGUCAUCAGCUACAGCGUUGGGAGCGCGUGCGAGAAGGGCGAGCAGUGGCAGCCUGCGCUGGCGUUGCUGAGUGA
Prorocentrum cordatum is the source of this 593-nucleotide messenger RNA. The record is from the annotation of a GenBank genome assembly. NCBI's taxonomy places the organism in Eukaryota, Dinophyceae, Prorocentrales, Prorocentraceae.